Molecule: messenger RNA, 5493 nt
Organism: Closterium sp. NIES-65
Lineage: Eukaryota; Viridiplantae; Streptophyta; Zygnematophyceae; Desmidiales; Closteriaceae
Source: the annotation of a GenBank genome assembly
AUGGCUAGCCCUACAGUUCUCUCGUUCGAUUCUGAGGGCCGCCCGAUUAAGUUUGAUACCUGGCUCGAUGAUCUGCACCUGUUCCUCCAGCUCACUGCCAGAGAGGAUAUCUCGCUGUACGAUCACGCACUAGGCACAGUCCCUGCUCCUGCUACUACUGCUACCGCUACUGCUCGCUCGCAGUGGCAGACUCGCGAUGCCCACGCCCGCUUUGCCAUUCGCAACUCCCUGCCAGUCGAUGAGCGUGAGCACUUCGGCCAGCAUCAGACUGCGCAGGCCCUGUACACUGCUGUAGUUGCGCGCUACUCCUCCCCGGCCUCAGCUGCACUAGGCCGUCUCUCCCUUCCCUACCUGUUCCCCGACCUGUCCGCUUUCCAGACAGUCGCUGACCUCAUCACUCACCUUCGUACUAGUGAUGCCCGCUUCCGUGCAGCCAUGCCCGCUGAGUUUCUUGCCUCCAACCCUCCCCCGCUCUGGCUUACUCUCUACCACCUAGUCACCCGCCUCCCUAACACUCUGCGUACAGUCAGGGACCACUUCCUAGCUCGCUGUCCCACUGAGCUCACCAUUGCCGCCCUAGAGAAGGAACUACUUGCAGCUGAGAAGAGUAUUGUAGCUGUAGGUGCCUCUCGUGGCGACCCCCACACCCCUUUCUUCGAGGGGUGUUCCCCCUCCCCCCUGCUCCCCUCUGUCGCCUCUGCUGCUGCUGUCGACCUUCUUGGUGCUGAGCAGGUCGGCUCUGCGUCCGCUCCCAGCGGGCGCCGCAGCGGCAAGGGCAGGGGAGGCAAGGGCGGUGGGGGUGACGGCGGGGGAGGUGGUGGUGGGGGUGGUGGCAGCGGUGGAGGUGGUGGAGGCAGCGGCGGCGGCGGUGGCCGCGGUGGGGGCGGUGGUGGUGGUGGCAGUGGACGUGGCGGCGGCAGGGGCGGUGGUGGUCGUGGUGGAGGCGGCGGUGGUGGUCGUGGAGGCUCUGGCACUGGCCAGAGCGCGCAGCACCCUCAAUCCUCCCAGGAGCUUCGUGAGUGUGGAGAGGAGGACCAGUACCUGAGUGUUCCGCCUGACCCAGGCAUCCGCACGAGUGAGGCUACCGCCCUAGGUGCUUGCGUGUCUGCUGCCCCAGGUACUGGUGAGGCUACUGCUCUAGGUGCGUGUGUGUCCGCCACCCCAGGUGCUACUGAGUCCACUGAGGCACUGCACACCUUCACUCUAGACUCAGGCGCUUCACGCUGUUUCUUUCGUGACCGCACUGCUCUUGAGCCCCUUGCUCGACCAGUAGCUGUCUCGCUCGCUGACCCCUCUGGGGGUCCGGUCAUUGCGACCUCCUCCACCCUCCUUCCUUGUCCUGCUGUCCCGUCGGGCACACUGUCAGGUCUCCACCUCCCCUCAUUCUCUACGAACCUGGUGGCGGGUUGUGCGCUUCAGGAUGGGGGUGUUCACCAGUUCACCCCUGCCUACGAGCGUGUGACACACUGCACGUGUGCUCGGACGGGCCGUCACCUGGCUACCUUCACUCGGCAGCCGGGGUCGGACCUGUACACACUGACCACUGAGUCCCCUCAGGUAGCGGCGUCUGCGUCUGCGUCUGCGUCAGGUCAGCUCUCUGCCCCCUGCUCGUGUCGCUCUCUAGCGCACAAGACUGUCCUCUGGCACCACCGACUUGGUCACCCGUCAGUGCAGCGCCUUCGGGGCAUGCAGGCCCGGUACCUUGUCUCUGGUCUUCCUCGGGUACUCCCUCCCCUCCCACCCUCCCUUGCUCCUCCUUGUCUUCCCUGUGUCGAGGGGCGGCAGCGCGCUGCCCCUCACUCCUCCUCGUUCCCCCCGACGACUGCUCCUUUGCAGACGCUCCACAUGGACGUGUGGGGCCCAGCCCGCGUCCGUGGUCAGGGCCAGGAGAGGUACUUCUUGAUCGUCGUUGACGACUACUCGUGCUACACCACGGUCUUCCCCUUGCGCACCAAGGGUGAAGUCCCUAAUGUUCUGAUCCCCUGGAUCAGCAGAGCACGUCUUCAGCUGCGAGAGCGUUUUCGCUCGGAGUUUCCUGUUCUGCGCUUGCACUCUGACAGAGGUGGCGAGUUCUCCUCCGACCUCUUGGCAGCCUACUGUGCCGAGCAUGGCAUUUGCCAGUCGUUCACGCUCCCGGCCUCUCCACAGCAGAAUGGGGUUGCUGAGCGCCGCAUUGGCUUGGUCAUGGAGGUCGCUCGUACCUCCUUAGUCCACGCGGCUGCCCCCCACUUUCUGUGGCCGUUUGCGGUCCGGUACGCUGCGCAUCAGCUCAACCUCUGGCCCCGUGUCUCCGCUCCGGAGACCUCGCCCACACUGCUGUGGACGGGGGAGGUUGGCGAUGCGUCACGCUUCCGUGUCUGGGGAUCCCGAGCAUUUGUUCGCGACACGUCUGCGGACAAGCUCUCCUCCCGCACUGCUCCCUGUGUCUUUCUUGGCUUUGUCCCGGAUGCGUCUGGCUGGCAGUUUUACCACCCCGCCUCGCACCGAGUCUUCCCCUCUCAGGACGUCACUUUUGACGAGUCCGUGCCCUUCUACCGCCUCUUCCCCUACCGCACUGCCCCGCUCCCUCCCCCGCCUCUCUUCCUCGCGCCAGGUGCUGCAGUGGUAGACCCCCUUCCCCCUCAGUGUGCCGCUCCCUCAGGUGUCUCUCAGGUAGACCCGGUUGAGCCUGCCGAGGUAGCUGUCGACUCGCGUCCUGCUGGAGGUGCUGAGCCUGAGCGUGCGGAGCCUGAGCGUGCGGAGCCUGAGCGGGCGGAGCCUGGGGGUGCUGAUCCUGGGGGUGCUGAGCCUGGGGGUGCUGGAUUUGGGGGUACUGAGCCUGGCGUUGCUGAGUCUAGGGGUACUGCGCCUGGAGUUGCUGAGAAUGGGGGUGCUGAGCCUGGUGGUGUUGCAGUUGACUGUGAGGCGCCUGGAGGACCUCCCUCUUCGCAGCAGCUGCGUGAGUGGUACUCGCGGUACUGCAGCCUCCGGCGGGGUGAGUCUCGGGCUCGUGGUACUGCUGGAGUUGGUACUCGUGCUUCCCCACCACGGCGGGAGCCGCCCUCUUCCCCUCAGCUUCGAGAGUGGUACGCUCGGCACAUCAGUCUCCGUAGUGGAGCUGCUGGUGCUGGGGUCCCCGGAGUUGACGCUGCUGCGAGUACUACGGACCCUGGUGCUGGAGGUGCUGCUGCUGCUGGCGGUGCUGCUGGAGGUGCUGCUGCUGCUGGCGGUGCUGCUGGAGGUGCUGCUAGUACUGAGGACCCGGGCGUUGGAGCUGCUGUGGGUGCUAAGGACCCUGGUGCUGGAGGUGCAACUGCUACUGGCGGUGCUGCUGGAGGUACUGCUGCUGCUGGCGGUGCUGCUGGAGGUGCUGCUGGAGGUGCUGCGGACCCUGGUGCUGGAGGUGCUGCUGCUUCUGGAGGUGCUGCUGCUGCCGCUGGUGUCUCUGCUGGUUCGAGAGCUGCUGCACGGCCACGACCGAACUUCUCACAGCCACAGUUACCGCCUGCCUCACCACUCCCUGUGCCUGCUCCUUACACUGGUCCGACUGACGGUCUUGCUGAGAGACGCACGCACCGGAUGGCGCUUCGUCAGUCCACUGCUCCGCAGCGUGUUGCUCUCACGUUGCCUCCUGCGUCCUCUCUUCCUGCUCUUGCUGACCCGGAGUCAGACUCCCUUCGCGCUGCCAGUCCUACUGUCACACGUCUCCUGGCUACGGUUGUCACUGACCCUUCCUUUGAGUCCGCUGCUGCGUCUGCCCUAGUCACUGAGCUUGUCGACUUUGCAGCUGCGUGUCGUCUAGACUACGCAGCGAGUCUUGUUGCUGAGUCUGAGUCUGCCUGUCCUCCGUCCGUCGGGGGUGAGUGUGCUCUUGGCACGGACGUCCUUGAGGACAGGCAGGAGGAGUUUUGUUGCCUUGCCGCUGCUUUGCCCCAUCUCGUGUCCAUGCUUGUUGCCCCUGAGGGAGACCCGGAUGCACCAGACAUCCCGACCCCACGCUCUUACGCAGAGGCGAUGGCCGGUCCCUACUCCUCUCAGUGGCAGUCAGCCAUGGACACAGAGAUGGCUUCCUGGAAGUCCACAGGCACCUACGUCGACGACGUUCCCCCACCUGGGGCGAACAUCGUCAGUGGCAUGUGGAUUUUCAGGGUGAAGCGGCCGCCAGGCUCUCCGCCUGUCUUCAAGGCGCGUUACGUUGCACGAGGCUUCAGUCAGCGAGAGGGAGUUGACUUCUUCCAGACCUUCUCCCCGACCUCGAAGAUGACCACUCUUCGGGUUCUGCUACACGUCGCCGCUCAGCGUGACUACGAGCUCCACUCUCUUGACUUCAGCACAGCUUUCUUGCAGGGCAGCCUGCACGAGGAGAUCUGGCUGCGCCGCCCACCUGGCUUCACUGGGUCGUUCCCUCCUGGCACCCAGUGGAGCCUCCGGCGGCCAGUCUACGGUCUCCGCCAGGCGCCGCGUGAGUGGCACGACACACUGAGGACUACACUUGCGGCUCUUGGGUUUGCUCCUUCUACUGCUGACCCGUCGCUGUUUCUGCGCACCGACACCUCGCUGCCGCCGUUCUACAUCCUCGUGUACGUCGACGACUUGGUCUUUGCCACUGCGGACACUGCCGCACUCGCCCACGUGAAGUCCGAGCUGCAUAAGAGACACACGUGCACAGACCUGGGUGAACUGACAAGCUAUCUUGGCUUGCGGAUCACCCGGGACAGAGCACGCCGCACCAUUACCCUGACUCAGUCACACAUGGUGCAGCAGGUCCUUCAGCGCUUCGGCUUCACGUACUCCUCGCCUCAGUCCACUCCUCUGCCUACGGGUCACUCGCUCUCAGCUCUGCCUUCGGAUGAGUCCGUAGAGUCGAGUGGUCCGUAUCCAGAGCUUGUGGGCUGCCUCAUGUACCUGAUGACCUGCACUCGACCUGACCUAGCAUACCCUCUCAGCAUCUUAGCACGCUAUGUUGCUCCCGGCCGUCACCGGAAGGAGCACAUGGAUGCAGCUAAGAGGGUGUUGCGCUACUUGUGCAGUACGUCGGGCAUGGGGCUAGUGCUUGGAGGGCGAGACCGGCCUGUUCUCACUGGGCACUCAGACGCUUCUUGGGCAGACGACCAGGCUACUCAGCGGUCGUCUCAGGGUUACACCUUCAGUCUUGGCUCUGGCUCUGUCUCUUGGCGUUCUACUCUUUCUUCUUCUGUUCUCAGCUCCAGCUGUGAGGCUGAGAUCUACGCCACGGCCAUGGCUGCCCAGGAGCUUCGCUGGCUCACCUACCUGCUGACUGACCUUGGAGAGCAGCCUCGUUCUCCUCCAGUGUUGUACGUCGACAACAAGGCAACCAUUGCCUUGUGCCAGGAGCACAGACUGGAGCACAGGACGAAGCACAUUGCUCUGCGUUACUUUCUAGCUCGAGAGCUACAGCAGCGUGGUCAGCUUCUUCUGCGUUACGUGGCCACUGAGGCCAACACUGCUGAUGUGUUCACCAAGGCGCUUCCGCCCGUUUUUGCACUCUUCUAG